Messenger RNA from Carlito syrichta (Philippine tarsier), 1551 nucleotides. It is a transcript of the gene POLR1E, whose product is annotated as RNA polymerase I subunit E. Gene Ontology annotation, cellular component: RNA polymerase I complex. The coding region runs from base 107 to 1366 and encodes 419 amino acids. The record is from RefSeq and is a predicted model, not a curated record. The transcript has 12 exons. Gene Ontology annotation, biological process: transcription elongation by RNA polymerase I; nucleolar large rRNA transcription by RNA polymerase I; RNA polymerase I preinitiation complex assembly. NCBI's taxonomy places the organism in Eukaryota, Metazoa, Chordata, Mammalia, Primates, Tarsiidae. Gene Ontology annotation, molecular function: DNA binding.
UGGCCACGCCUCUUCCGGCUCGCCUCACUGUCUGGCCUUCCGCGUGUGCGAGAACUCGCGCGUGGUUGCGGCGUUAGCUCCUGGGCUUGGCGGCCACGCGGGCGAUAUGGAGUCGGAGGUGUUGCCGAGUGCGAGGUGGCUGUAUUGUGGGGAGCCCGACGAGAGCCAGAGGGCUGUACUGGUCCAGUUCUCUAAUGGGAAGCUGCAGAAUCCAGGCAACAUGCGCUUUGCCUUGUACAAGAGCAACAACUGCACAAACCCCAGGAAGAGGAGUCAGCGGAUUCUGGCAGCUGAAACAGACAGACUUUCCUAUGUGGGAAACAAUUUUGGGACUGGAGGCCUCAAAUGUAACACUCUGUGCAGGCAUUUUGUGGGAAUUUUAAACAAGACCUCUGGCCAAAUGGAAGUAUAUGAUGCUGAAUUGUUCAACUUGCAACCACUAUUUUCAGAUCAAUCAGUUGAGAGUGAACUGACACUAGAAAGUCAGACCAAAACAUACAGAGAAAAGAUGGAUUCUUGUAUUGAAGCCUUUGGUACCACCAAACAGAAGCGAGCUCUGAACUCUAGGAGAAUGAACAAAGUUGGGGGUGAAUCUUUGAGUCAUGCAGUAGCUAAGGCUGCAGAGAAUAUUAUUGAUAAGAAAGGCGUGACUGCUCUGGUCAAUGGUGCCAUCCAAAGUGACUUGCAAGAUGACUCCCUCUACCUUCCUCCCUGCUAUGCUGAUGGAGCCAAGCCUGAAGACGUGUAUAAAUUUGAAGAUCUUCUUUCCCCUGUGGAGUAUGAGGCUCUUUGGAGCCCCUCUGAAGCUUUCAGGAACGUCACAUCAGAAGAAAUACUGAAAAUGAUUGAAGAGAACAGCCACUGCUCUUUUGUCAUAGAAGCCUUGAAGUCUUUGCCAUCAAAUGAAGAGAGCCGAGACCGCCAGGCCCGAUGCAUAUGGUUUCUGGACACCCUCAUCAAAUUUCGAGCUCAGAGAGUAGUUACACGGAAAAGUGCCCUGGGACCUGGAGUUCCACACAUCAUCAACACCAAACUGCUGAAGCACUUCACCUGCUUGACUUAUAACAAUGGCAGGUUACGGAACUUAAUUUCGAAUUCUAUGAGAGCGAAGAUUACUGCAUAUGUGAUCAUACUAGCCUUGCACAUAAACAACUUCCAGAUUGACCUGACAGUGUUACAGAAAGACUUGAAGCUCAGUGAGAAAAGGAUGAUUGAGAUGGCAAAAGCCAUGAGGCUGAAGAUCUCCAAAAGAAGGGUGUCUCUGGCCACCGGCCAGGAAGAGGAUCACAAACUGGGCACUCUGUCCAUCCCACUGCCUCCAGCCCAGACCUCAGACCGCCAGUCAAAACGGAGGAGACUUACCUAGAUUAGAUGUCAGUUUUCCAGACAGCACAUUUUGGCCACAUCAUAGCUGCUGGUUCUAUUCAUUUCCAUGUUUAUUUUUUUAAAGGGAAAAAAAGAAGCCUUGUUUUGGCACAGGUAUGAAGCCAGAAGCCUGCAUCCCCGUUGUGCUUGUCUUAUACAGAAAUAUAAAGUGACAGACAGAGUAGA